Prorocentrum cordatum is the source of this 761-nucleotide messenger RNA. Lineage: Eukaryota; Dinophyceae; Prorocentrales; Prorocentraceae. The record is from the annotation of a GenBank genome assembly.
CGUUAAUGAUGUUCGUAGCAUCGUCCAUAGUAAGCGUAAUCGUCUUAUGAUUAUGGCAGCCCGCCCCCACGCCUAUGCGUCCCCACGCUUUCGGAUUACAGGGCAUUUCGAGCAAGGGACGCGUGCGAUCGACACUCGUUGUUGCACCUUUGCUCUCAGCCCUGGCAUCUCCCAUUGGUUGCCCAGCAUGUGGCAGGUGCUCCGAGGCCUGCAAGGCCUUGUUCCCUAUGCUGGGCAUCGAGUGCGAGGAGAGCCUGACGCAUGGCAUUGGGGCCCACUGGCAGUGGGACCUCAUGAAGGCGAAGUGCGACCCCGACGACCAAGUGCGGCAGCCCAGACCCGUACCUCGUGGCGUCCAGCGGCCAGCUGGCAGCCGAUUCCUCGGCGGUCGCCCUCCUCGCCCUCGCGUCCGUGGCGAUGGCUGCCCUGAGGCCUCUGCCCUCGCCAGCCAGCUGCGGCGCUGGCAGCCCGCGAGGCCUCUGCCCUCGCCAGCCAGCUGCGGCGCUGGCAGCCCGCGAGGCCAGCGUGCUUUCCUGCAUCGCCCAAAGGCCUGAGGCUGCGGCGUGCAUGUAGGAAGCGUGCAUAGAGCAAGGGGCCCCCAUCCUCCGCGGACCUCCAGGCAUCGCGAUGACGAUGAUGUCGUGCUUUGUCGUCUUUCCCAAGGCCCUCGCUUCGGCGCGCCUCCAGUAGUGGAAUUCAUCCGGCGCGGCGCAACCAUGCACGGCCGCAGCCGUGGAGCUCGCGUCACGCGUGCCCUCACC